Apus apus (common swift) is the source of this 5126-nucleotide messenger RNA. Its product is annotated as gamma-aminobutyric acid receptor subunit gamma-4. The record is from RefSeq and is a predicted model, not a curated record. Gene Ontology annotation, molecular function: inhibitory extracellular ligand-gated monoatomic ion channel activity; benzodiazepine receptor activity; GABA-gated chloride ion channel activity. The transcript is spliced from 9 exons. Bases 13 to 1377 code for a protein of 454 amino acids. Gene Ontology annotation, biological process: monoatomic ion transmembrane transport; regulation of postsynaptic membrane potential; gamma-aminobutyric acid signaling pathway. Gene Ontology annotation, cellular component: neuron projection; GABA-A receptor complex; synapse. NCBI's taxonomy places the organism in Eukaryota, Metazoa, Chordata, Aves, Apodiformes, Apodidae.
CGCCUCGCUGAGAUGCCCGGGACGGUGCUGCUGCUCUGCCUGGCCCUCGGGCCGGUCCUGCGCGCCAGGUGCGAGAGCACAGAGGAAUAUGAUUACGAUUACCUCAGCAUCAACAAAACCUGGGUCCUCACCCCCAAGGCACAGGAGACAGAUGCCACACAGAUCCUCAACUCGCUGCUGAAGAACUACGACAACAAGCUGAGGCCUGACAUUGGCAUCAAGCCCACGUUUAUCGAUGUGGAUAUCUACGUGAACAGCAUUGGGCCAGUGUCUGUCAUCCAGAUGGAAUACACCAUUGAUAUCUUCUUUGCUCAGACAUGGUAUGACCGGCGCCUUCGUUUCAACAGCACCUUGAAGGCCCUCACACUGAACACCAACAUGGUGAGCCGCAUCUGGAUCCCAGAUACCUUUUUUAGGAACUCCAAGAGGGCUGAUUCCCACUGGAUAACCACCCCUAAUCAGCUUCUCCGCAUCUGGAAUGAUGGAAAAGUGCUCUACACGCUCAGGCUGACGAUCGAGGCUGAAUGUCUGCUCCAGCUGCAGAAUUUCCCAAUGGACACUCACUCCUGCCCUUUGGUUUUUUCCAGUUAUGGUUACCCACGGGAGGAGAUUGUCUAUCGCUGGAGGCGCUACUCCAUUGAAGUCUCCGACCAGCGCACCUGGAGGCUCUACCAGUUUGACUUCACGGGGCUGAGGAACACCUCAGAAGUUCUCAGGACUGGGGCAGGGGAGUACAUGGUGAUGACCGUUUCUUUUGACCUGAGUAGACGUAUGGGUUAUUUUGCCAUUCAGACCUACAUUCCCUGCAUCCUGACUGUUGUUCUCUCCUGGGUUUCCUUCUGGAUCAAAAGAGACUCUACACCAGCCAGGACAUCUCUGGGUAUCACUACUGUGCUAACAAUGACCACCCUGAGCACCAUCUCCCGCAAGCACCUUCCCCGUGUUUCCUACAUCACAGCCAUGGACCUCUUUGUCUCUGUGUGCUUCAUCUUCGUCUUUGCAGCUCUCAUGGAAUAUGCUACACUCAACUACCUGGUGGGAAACAAGAAACCACUGGGGCACAACAACAGGAAAGCCAGGCUGCCGACUGCCGGUGCACAGGUGAUGCCAUCCUUUACCACUAUCAACAUCAACAACAUCAUGCACUGGCCUCCAGAGAUAGAGGAGGAUGAGGAUGAAGACCCUGGCUCCCCCUGCCUGGAAGGGAAGGAAUGUGAGAGGUUCUUCUGCUGCAUCGAGGACUGUCAGACAGGAACGUGGCGGGAGGGGAGAGUCCGCAUUCACAUCUCCCGCCUGGACUCCUACUCUCGUGUCUUCUUCCCCACUGCCUUCCUGCUCUUCAACAUUGUCUAUUGGAUUGCCUAUCUCUAUCUCUAGCCAUUCUUUGUCCUCAGCUGAAAUGGACUGGAGACCAGCACGAUGGGCUUCUCAAGGAGCGUAGAGAACAGCAUCUCUUCCGUUGCAGUCAAUUCAAUCUGAACAAUCCAACCUGGUGAUUCCCUGAGCUCUCAUCUCUUCUGAGAAGAACCAGACAGCUUUUUUUUAGCCUUCUAACAUAUAUUUUUAGAAAAUCUACUCUCCCCAAACAACCCUCUCUCCAGCACCACCAGCAUUUUAUGCCUUGUAAGAUUGCCCCAAAACAUCCUACUCCCAUUGCAGAUAUUAGGGAUUCUGUCAAAAAAAGAAAAACUUCAUGUGUUUCAUUUUUCUAUCUAAUCCUAGUCCACAAUUUCAUGGGAAGUGAUGGCAAAGGGAGUUUUCUGCGUAUUUAUUAAGACUGAAAAGGAAAUCAUGUAUAUCUUAAACUUCUGCACCAGAAUAGACUUCAUGGAGAGCUAGAGGGUUGGAAAGGUCAGGAGGAAAGAAGCGUGAAAGAGCACAGCAGUACAGUUUUCCCACAGUACCUGGACUUGGCUAAAAUGUUUUGAACCUGCCCAAAAAGCUGACAGUGGCAAUGACAACGAUGGAAUAGCUGCAAGUCUCCACCAGUUCCCCCUAGAAUAUCAGUGGAACACUCCACUUGUUGUACCAAGUGGCACCCAAGGCAUCCACCCACUGAAGCGCUGCUGGUUCUCAUCAGGUGGUGGUAAAAAGCACUUCACGAGUUUGAAGGGUCCAUCUGCCUUUGUGGAGCAGACUCUCAGGGCCCACAGUGACAUUCUGCUUUCUGAUCAGGACUUUGAGCAGGCUAUGCAGCUUAUGUUGGGCAUAACCAAAAGACAGAGAAAAUCCUUAGGCUACAAAGACAGAAGCAGCCUCCUGAGCCACCUGAGGUCGCUUUCUUUGGCCUGUCUCAUGUGACAGACCCUAUUGUACAUGCAUCACAGUGGGACAGUGCUCUCCUUCACAAGGACACGUGUGGAAACCAUCAGAUCUGUGCUUGGUAGUAGGUGCUAACCUGAGAAAGGGGUACUAGAAAAAUGAACACAACCAGCUACCAACUACACACUCAUUUCUGCACCUACCAGUGGUGGGGAGAGAACAUUCCUCCAGCUCCAGUGUGUCUCUUUCUUCUUCUUAAUAAUUAGAUCAAAAUCAGACUUCACUAGAACUGUAUGGCUUCCCCCACUUGCCACCAAUAAUUAGCCCUCUUCUUCCUAAAAUCAGGAAAUGCGGGGAGUCAUGCUUGGUAGAUUUCAGGAAGGUCAGACAGAGUGAGAUGGUUCCUUAUGGUCCAUCUCGAAGGGCUAGGGAAAUGCAUAGUAACAGUCUCAAUGGACAACAAACUGCACCAAACAGAAGAGGAAAACCAGGCCCAAGGCCCAUAAUGUGUAAAUCAGCUGUCUCCUCAAUUAUAUCAACUGCUGAUGUGGUCCCCACCAUGACUGGGAAAAGCAAUGUGCCCUUAAUAGUUGCUUACUGUGUAAAUUACAAACAAAGCCCAAAAAAUCCUUUUAAAAACGGUAUGUUUUAGAAAAAAAUUGGUACUUACAAGGCUUGUCAUGAGGAGAAAGCUGGUGUGGCUGCAGAGGAAGUUAGUGACAGUUGGCUCACAGGACAGUUAAUGGGCAGGAGGUUCUAGGUAUUCUUAGAGAGCAAUUUGAUCUGGUUUAAAGAGAGAUUUUGACACUCUUCAAUCUGAUCUGAAUAAUGAAGUGUCAUGUUUAAUUCAUUCAUAACAGCCUUUCCUUGGUUCCAGAGGAACAGCUAGAGCACCUAAUUAAGUAUACAAUAGUACACCACUCAGCUAAGUAUAACCUAAUGGGGUCAGACCAGCAUAGCUCUGGAAAGGGAAAUUGUGCCUGUCUAACCUGUUACAGUUCUUCUUUCAAAAAUACCAAGUAAGAGAUAAAGGUUACCCAGAAGCAUAAUUUGCUCAGCUACUCCGACAGCUUUUGAAAGGCUGGGAAGAAAUUAUGGCGGGUGGUUCUAACUGAGGAAAUUGAUUUAGCAAAAGAAUUAUUAAGGAGGUUCUAAUUAGGGGAAAUUAACUGAGGAGGGGGGGGAAGGAAUUGUUAAGGAGGCUCUAAUUAGAGGAAAUUAAUGUUUUAGAGAGUAAGACACAGAGAGGGGGAAGUCUAAGAAAGGAAUCAAAACAAGUUCCAGACAAGGAGAGCUGCUGGGUGACAGCGUCGACUCCCAGCCACACGGCUGGAUGUUCUGCUCCUGACAGCAAAGCUCUAUUAGAUGGAGCACCAGAAAAACCUCCUAUGACUCAACCAUACACUGACAGGGAUUAAACAGGGCCCUGUGAUCCCUGUGGGGAGCCAAAAGGAAACAGCAACCUAUAUUAAAACUGGCUCGGGAGGCAGGCUGAGUGAAGCAUGUCUUCACAUAGCAGAAGGCAGCUGCUAGCUGGUGCGUGGGAGAGGGCACCCUGGUGGCAACCAGGGCCCAUGCCAGAUAUGCUCAUGAACAGUGCAGUGCCACACGAGUUGUGCAGGCUGCAGCAAGCACAGGAAGAGCAAAACGGAGAAGGGGAGCAUCUGGAAAAGAGAUGGUGGAAUGGAAAAUUUAAAGUCCAGGUGCAAGGAAGUCCAAACAUCUGCAACCCACUGUAGCUUCAAAGCGCUUGGAUCCUUGAUGGGCACAGAUGGUCAUCAUGGGCACCAAAGUACAGACUUCAGCCCUGAGAGCAGCAGCUUGUUGAAAUUAGACCUUUUGCAGAAUAAGCCAGGAAAGAAGCAGGGUCUACAAGAGACCUAACAGGGACUUGGGCAAAGCAAACUUGAAAGAUUAUAAGAUGGCACCAUAACCAAGAUAAAGCCAACGCACACCCAACACCACACUGGUAAUUUAACCAGUGAUGGAGGAUUUGACAGAGGAAAAUAGCCUAGUGUGGGCUGGAGCACAAGGAAGCUAAUUACUAAGGCUGGGGAAGGAGGAGAGAGGGGGCUUUUUGGCUUAGGGAAAGCUGUGCCCAUCAUAAAUAGCUCAAUCAAUAAAGGCAUUCAUGAAUUCAAUCAUGUUUUUACAUUUCUACAGUAUCUCAAAAAAGGAAAAGUAAGAAAAGACAGAAAGAAAAAAUCAUGAUUUUUUGGAAUUACUUUGCAAAGCACCAGUUUCCUGAAAAAAGGUCUCCCUGCUACCAGCAGGGAAUCCAAGGCACAGAAACAUCCAGUAGCUGUGUGUGGCCCUGCUCAGCAAGGCAGUGGGAGCCCAGCCCCACUGAUCAGCCCCACCCUCCUAGACCAUGAUAAACCACCUGCUCUUCCCUGCAUGCAGCAGUUUCUGCCAUCAUGCUGGAGUGAGUUAUGGUGCCACAGUGUCUUUCAGCCAGGGACAGCUGUUGCCUUUUCACCAGCAUCUGACUAGCUCACUCCAGGGACACAGCCUGAGAACACGAGGCUGAGCUGUGUCACACCAGGCAGGACAGACACAUCUAACCAACUGCAAGACACCUGGGUGGCUGCACUGCCUUCUCCUCUCACAUAGGCUUCAACCUUUUUCCCCACCUGAAAACUUGGUGGAGGAGCCAUGUAUUGCUGCCCUCACAGACCAAGUUGAUACUGAGCUUCCCUCACCUCCUCCUUCCCCUUCCCAGGGACAAGCAAGUCUCCCUCCCACUCCUGGUGCCUCCAGAGGACCUCUGUUGGACAGCUGCAUGACAAGUUUUCCUGCUACAGGCUUGAUGCUUGGCUGUCAUGGCUGAUCACGCAGCAGAAUGUGCAUCCCAAGUUAGUGAA